AUGACCAUGGAAAACAAAGAAAGUCUUCAAAGUAUCUCCAAAGAAGAUGCUUUGAGCCGCCUGCCUCCGCCACUGACGGCAGAGGCCAAGGAAAAGCUGCGCGAACUUCCCCUGACCUCCCUCCCCGUGCUUGUGGUUCUGGACGACGACCCAACAGGAACUCAGACAUGCCACGACAUCAAUGUCCUGACAGUCUGGGACCAAGCUACUUUAGUUGAGGAAUUUCAAUCAGAUCGCCAUGGCUUCUUCAUCCUCACCAACUCCAGAGCUCUGCCUCCCGACGAUGCCCGCCAUCUCAUCCGGUCGAUAUGUCAGUCGGUUCAGGAAGCUGCCAAAGCCACAGGCAAGGCGUUCGAGGUCGUGCUGAGAGGAGAUUCGACGCUGCGUGGUCAUUUUCCCCUCGAGGUCGAAGCUAGUGAGGAGAUCCUCGGCGAGGUAGACAUCUGGAUAUUGGCGCCUUUCUUUGAGCAGGGAGGAAGAUUGACAGUUGACGACGUUCACUACGUCGAAAGUCCAGAGGGCGACCUGGUUCCGGCUGCCCAGACCCCGUUUGCGAGAGAUGCCACGUUUGGAUACACACAGUCCAACCUCCGAGGGUACAUCCAGGAGAAGGCAGGAGGGCGCAUUGCUGCGGACCGCAUCUACUCGGUCACGCUGGAGGAUAUUCGCGUUGGUGGUAUUGCUAAAGUCACUUCGAAACUCUUGUCUUGCCCUCCACGAUCCAUUGUUAUUGUCAAUACAGUAGAGACUGCCGACAUGGACGUUUUCGUACGGGGCUUGCUCAAUGCUUCUGCUGAGGGCAACAGAAGGUUUAUCUACCGAACGGGCGCCGCCUUUGUGUCCAGUCGUCUUGGUAUCCAGCAGAUCCCUCCGCUCUCUCCUAUUGAUCUGCACAUGGAUCUCUCUUCAUCGGCUCCCGGUGGCCUGAUCAUCGCUGGCUCAUAUGUACCAAAGACAACGGUGCAGUUGGAUUCCCUCGUCCAAGGACGCGGCACGGACCUCGAGACCAUCAUGCUGGACGUCUCGGAACUCCUCAGGUCGCCCGAAACGGUACAUGGGACUCUUUUGGACGCUGCCAACCGGGCUGGCACCUGGAUCACUCAAGGCCGCGACGUGCUGGUCAUGACUAGCCGGGAGCUCGUGACGGGCGCGGACGAGCUCUCCAGUCUGAAAAUCGGCAGCGCCGUCGCCGAGGCGCUCGUGGCGUUUCUGCGGUUCCUCGUGCCGAGACCGCGCUAUGUGAUUGCCAAAGGAGGUAUUACGAGCUCCGAUGCUGCAACCAAGGGACUUAUGUUCAGACGUGCUGAGAUAGCAGGGCAGGCAGCCUCGGGAGUGCCCAUCUGGCGAUGUUCAGAGAGCACAUCAAAGUGGCCCGAGAUUCCCUACGCUGUGUUUCCAGGAAAUGUGGGAGAGCGCGACACACUUCGGGACUUGGUCGCGAGCUGGGCUGUUCCUAGAUUGAAUGGCACAAGUAAUAUUCUUGGUUCAAGACCGCAGAUGGAGUACGCUCGACUGGGAAACAGCGGCCUCAAGGUCUCACGAGUGAUACUCGGCUGUAUGACUUAUGGAAAUCCAAAUUGGCAAGGCUCUCCAUGGGUGUUGAACGAGGCAGACACUCUUCCGCUUUUGAAGAAGGCGUACGAUGUCGGCAUCAACACUUGGGAAACGGCAGAUACGUACUCGAAUGGACAGUCUGAGUCUAUCAUCGGCAAAGCUCUACAAGUGUAUGCCAUCCCUCGCAGCAAAGUGGUCAUUAUGACCAAGCUGUUCUAUCCGGUGAUGGAGGAUGAUCCAGACGCCAGGCCACAACCCGCACUCAAUGAUGGCCCACUCGUCAAUCAGGUAGGCCUGAGCCGAAAGCAUAUUUUCGAAGCUGUCGAGGCUUCUCUCCGGCGGCUGAACACCACAUACAUUGAUGUGCUUCAGCUGCACCGACUUGACCACGACACCAGCCCAGAAGAGAUCAUGGGCGCCCUGCAUGACCUGGUGAAGUUGGGCAAGGUGCACUAUCUGGGCGCGUCGAGUAUGCGAUGUUGGCAGUUUGCGCGUCUCCAGUAUACGGCCAAGUCCCGCGGCUGGACCACAUUCUCGAGCAUGUCUGGGCUGUACAAUCUUCUCUACCGUGAGGAGGAGAGAGAAAUGAUUCCCUUCUGCCAGGCUGAGGGCAUUGGGCUGAUCCCCUGGAGCCCCAACGCGAGAGGUCUUCUCACGAGACCCUGGGCCAAAGAGACAGACAGGAGCCGGCAAGACGGAAAGGCAAAGAAAUGGUUUCGGGGAAGGGGUUCUCAGAACGAGCUGAUCGUGCAGAGGGCGGAGAACAUAGCAAGAUCUAAAGGAUGCUCUAUGUCUGCUGUUGCUCUUGCUUGGCUGCUGAAGAAGGGGUGCUCUCCUAUUGUUGGGCUGGCUAGCAUAGAGCGUAUCGAGGCGGCGACGGAAGUGUUCUCUGUCGACUUGACGGACGCGGAUGUCAAAAGCCUAGAGGAGUUAUACCAGCCUUUGGAGGUAGAAGCCAUUUAG
Molecule: messenger RNA, 2517 nt
Organism: Cryphonectria parasitica EP155
Lineage: Eukaryota; Fungi; Ascomycota; Sordariomycetes; Diaporthales; Cryphonectriaceae
Product: Aldo/keto reductase
Exons: 1
Coding region: 1-2517 (838 amino acids)
Source: RefSeq, a predicted model, not a curated record